Mya arenaria is the source of this 6650-nucleotide messenger RNA. RefSeq lists its product as uncharacterized. The record is from RefSeq and is a predicted model, not a curated record. The coding region runs from base 11 to 988 and encodes 325 amino acids. The transcript is spliced from 6 exons. NCBI's taxonomy places the organism in Eukaryota, Metazoa, Mollusca, Bivalvia, Myida, Myidae.
UUUUGAAAAAAUGGCUACCGGAAAGAAACUUACGGGUUGUUUCCCAAUGCUUUUCAUUGUUUUAUCGACUACUGUUAGUGUUAUAACAGCUACAACACCAAUUCAGAAUUGCUGGCAUGGAGAGGAUGAACUGAAAAACAUGACCUGCCAUAAUGGUGCUGUCUCUGAUGGUAACAUGUUGGCUGCUAGGCUAAAUCCUUCAAUGAACGGCAGUAGCACUGGUGGUGGUAGUCAAGUAGAUGGUGGAGACUAUUACUGCAUGAUUUUUCAGUACAAUGAAACUAUAAAAGAUAGCCAGGAUACGGUAGCUAUCUUGCAUACAAAUUAUACCUGUGAUAUGGACAAAAUCUGUGAAGGCAAGGACAUGUAUAGCCCAAUAACGUUCUCUUACAAAGACCACAUGGGCAUGUUGUAUUGCUGUGAAUCUAGAGACAAUUGUAACACCCAUGGCUUGAUGACGACUAAACGACACCAGAAAUACUGCUACACUGGAGACUCAGACACGCAAGAUGUGGAAAUACACCUAUGCCCAAAGCAGAAUGACUCCUGCAUGAAAGUGGCCAAGACCCAGGGCUCAAGUUCCACAGAGCACUAUGGAUGUGAUGUGACAGGGGCCUGUAGUAAACUAGGAUUCACUGGGGAAGAGAGCUGCAAAACAGACACAGAGGGUGAUAUGGAGACUCAGACCUGUUGUUGCUCAGCUAGUAACUGUUUUAAACCAUCGUGGGCGAACCAUCCAAGGCUGGACAAAGCACAGAGCAAGCAUUCAAGUAGUCAGCUUCAGAAGACUCUCCUUAUAAUUAUAGGAGUAGCGCUUGGGGUGCUAUUAAUGGGUGUGGCAGUGUUUUUCUACAAGAGAUCUCGAAACAUUUCUGACAAGAGCGAGAGUCCAGCCCAGAUGAAGUAUGAGAGCACAAUGUAUUCCACAGUGGCGGAAACUGAGGAUGAUAGAGUUCAGAUUCUCCAAUCUAGUUGUCGACCAAUCUAACAGUGCCGGAGACUGACUAUAAUAGAGUUCAGAUUCUACAAUCUAAUACUCGACCAGUCUGAUAUACAGGAUUUUUGUUAAAGUGCCUUGUUAUGUAGAUUUUUUUGUAAGGUGUUAAUUAAUGUUUUUGUUAUUUCAUUUAUUGAAGUUUAAUUGUUCUGUUUUAACCCAGUGAAUUUUCGGUUUAUGUUAGUGAUGCUGUGAUAAAAAAUCAUAUAUUUUAGUCUGAAAUAUCAAAACUCAUUUGUCACACAUAUUGUUUUAUUAUAAUGGUGUGUGACCAUAAAUGGUGUUUGAUCAUAAAUGGUGUUUGACCAUAAAUGGUGUUUGACCAUAAAUGGUGACCAUAAAUGGUGUUUGACCAUAAAUGGUGUUUGACCAUAAAUGGUGUUUGACCAUACUUAUCAUGUCUUAGGAAGAACUUUACAAGUGCUUUGUAGUUAGGAACAAUAUUAUGUACAUUACCUGAGCAGGGCCGAAAUUCAUAAAGCAUCUUAAGUCAUUUCUUCACCUAAGUCAUCAAAUAACUUAAGUCUUUUUUUUCUCAUUUUUAUGCCCCCUUUUGAAAAAAGUGGGGUAUAUUGUUUUGCACAUGUCGGUCGGUCGGUCGGUCGGUCUGUCUGUCUGUCGGUCGGUCGGAAUACCAAAUGGUUUCCGAUCAAUAACUUGAGAACGCUUUGACCGAGGGACCUCAUACUUGGUAUGUGUAUUGGUCAUCACCAGCAGAUGAACCCUAUUGAUUUUUUUAAUUACUUUUAACCUAAAAGUGUUCUUUAAAUAAAGUUAAGAUUACAGCGUUCGAAAUUGAUUUUAUCAUUUGACCAGUAAUAUACUUGAAUUAAAAAAAAAUGACUAUUAAAACCAGGAUGAUCAUUCUAAGGUCAACUAUUCAAAGAUAAUGGAGGCUUUACUACUUGCCCUGGUGUCUGUGUUAGAUUUGGCAUCUGCGUUAGCUUCCGGUUUAAGUUUUAGGGCAAGUUGGUAUUUUCACUUAUAACUCCAAUACCCUACAUUCAAUUCAUUAAAUAAUUCACACACUUGUUUAGAACCAGCACACAAUGAGGUUACAUAACUCAAUAUUAUCCUAAAUACAAAUUAUGGCCCUUGAUCAACUUAAAAAGUUUGGUUAAAGUUUUUGAGCAAUAUUUUGGAUUUAACUCAGAUCUCAAAUACUGUUCAUUCAAUGGCCUUCAUACUUUACACAGAAGCCUUCUCACAAAUCAGGUUACAUAACUCCAUAUAAGACCUAAAUACAAACUUUGGCCCUAGAUUGACUUUUUUAUUGCCUUUACAGGCACAUUUUUAAUAUUUUUAACAAGGUUUUCAUAAAGUGAAAGCUGGUUAUUAGAAUGACAUACUUCGUUUUUCGGGUGGGCCUGUGUGAGGUCAGCGUCAAACUCACCUAUCGUAUCAAAUAACUUAAGUUAGGUUUGACAUAAAGUGACCAAACUUGGUAUAUAGGAAGAGUUGAUGUAGACCUUUUAUGGGGCUGCGUUUGGAGCCUUAGGGUCAAGGUCAAGUCACUGUUACUAAACAAAGAUAACUGUUUGGUACUGAAUAUCUUUAGUUAGGGUUGACAUAUUGUGACCAAACUAACUUGAUAUGUUGGACGAGUGUAUGGAGGGCAUCAGCUUGCAUUUGGGGCUCCUAGGGUCAAGGUUAAGGCCACUGUUACUUUAAACAAAAUAAACAGUUGAGACUGAAUCUCAUAGGGCUGUUAAGGCUGAAGUUCUUAUUCUGUCAAUCAUUAAAAAACCAGAUUGUGUUUCUUGUUUUCUUUUUUAGUUGACUUUUGCUUUUGACAUUUGCAUUAUCAUAUUUAUUUCUGAGACAAAGUGGCGUAUAGUCGAGAGCACUGUCCUACGACAGCUCUAUUUCAUAAACACAGUGCAGUUUAAUUACUUCAUUGUAUAUAUUCAUCUGCUUAGUGCAAUUGACACUCAAUCGACAGAUAUAUAAUCAUGUCUCUUAUGGUGAAUCUCAUCAAGUUUCAUUCUGUGUAUUUUCUUGGUUGUUUGUUUACUAAGUUUACUUAACUGAACGAUGGUAUAAUUAUGAAAUGUAUUGAGUGUGAUCUUUCAUGAUGUAAAAACUGUUUAAGAUUAAAAUGUUGGUUUUAUGAUUGUCUAAAUCCGUGUGACUUUAAUCAACCUGUUUUUCAAAUUUAUUUGCUCAAUAGGCAUUGAAAAAUUAUCUGACUCAAAUUUCUCGAAAUAUUUCAAGUGUAACAAGUUCCAUUUAGCCAAAUUACUUACAGUGACUUGAUCUCAUAAACGCCAAACAUGGUUUAUCAUAUGAAUACCUUUAAAAUAAUUUCCUUUAAAACUCUCAAAACUCUUUUAAAAAAUAAUGUUACACAUUUUAUACACAUAUAAGAUAGUGUGCUUGGCUUGGCUUGUUAUAAGAGACUUAAGGUUUUUUAAGAAAUUGGAGUCAGAUAUGUACUUCUUAUUAUUCUUAUUAUUGAUUUUUAUACUUUAUUUUAUGCAUAUGGAUAUAAAGCCUUAUACAGUGCUGAAAUAUCCAGCCCAAAUUUCUUAAACAAUUCCAAGUUUAAGCUCAAGCUCAGCAAACUAUAUGUUUUGGUUCGAAAUGUAUAAUGUAAAUUAUAUUAAAUCAAUUAAUUUAGCUAAAUGAAGUAUUAAAGAAACUUAAGCAAAGCAUACUUUCGAUUUUUUGAGAAAUUGGGGCCAGUUUUUCAAUACAUGAUUUAUAGAAAAAAUGCAAUGGUUGUUAUUAUACUAUUUUAUAACUGUAGUUUUACGUUAUAACCGACACUUAAAUGAUUUACAACUUAUUUUAUGCAUAAUGUAACAUAUGGUUGUUUUAACAGUUUUAUAUCAGACUUAUAAUGCAAUAUACAAUAUCUGAUGUUUAAUGUUAAGGUGCCAUUUCAGAAAGUCCAUCAAAGUAAAGUGGAAGGAUAAACUGUACUAGAGGUAUACAGUAUGCAAUGUUCUGAUUAAGUACAAAAUCUACAUUCUUGUUCAACUUUUCUGGUGAAUACCUUUAUAGUGUUGCAUUUUCAAGAACAUUACAUUACAAUUUAUUGAAAUAUAGUGUUGUAGCAUAAAUCCCAAUACCCACUAAUUGUGAAAGAUGCACUCUUACUCCCAAAUAAGAUUUACCACAAUUAAUAUUAUUGUUGUAAUAUUCCAAAAAGGAUGAAUAAAUGUCGAAAACAAUGGUUCUUAUGAAGGAUACCAAGUUUAAUUUGAAAGAAAUGAGCAUAAAACACGGUAUUUCUACAAUUUGAGAUCAUCAUCAUAGUAAACCACAGUAAAUAUUUUAGCAUUCACCAAUCAUUUAAUAUUUUUUGCGCUUUCUGCUAUUACAUACAUGGUUACAAUCUUGUUAUCAGUAAUUAAUAUUUUGCAUAAGUGCAUUAUUUAGUAAGUAGUUAAAGGUAAAUCAGUCAAAAUUUAUUUUUGUUAUACAUGAGUAUGUAUUGAUUUUGAAUAAGAGUGUCACUUUAAGUGAUGAUUUUACACACCAACAUUUUAAGUAUUUCUAUCAGGUUUUAGAUGGCUUCUAUAGUUAACUCAGGAUUGUGAGCUUUUAACUUCAGACUAUUGUACAGUACCUGGUAACUAUGGUAAAGAUUGUAAUUUCCUCUCUGACAUUUGCAUUAAAAAUGGUAUGAAUAUGAAUGAGUUGGAAGUAAUUUCAAGCAGUAUCUAAGCCUCUUGACCAUGCUUAGAGCAUGUAUCCCUCGUACUCAAACAUGUUCUUGCCCAUCUUUCAGGAUUGACAGUUAUCAUCUGUUUAAAGCCCUGGUUAAAGUAAAAUGUCCUGUAUUUUAUGAUCAUGUCUGUGGUUUGGAGAAAAAAUGAUGGAAAUGUUGCCAUAGCUUUGGUGUCAACAUUAUUGUCAUGGCUUUAAGUGUUGUGCAAAGAUAUUAAAAUGCAACUUGGUACACAUGAUGUUGGGGUUGUCCUGCUGUAUCACUUAAUAUGCUGGCGCUAAUUUCUCGAAACUUCUUAAGUCCCUUAUAGCAGGAUUAAGCUAAACUCACUAUUUUUGUUUUUCAAUAUUUUGUGUUAUAUUUAUUUCUUCAAGAGUUUUUAUUCUCUAGAUAGGAACUGUCUUUAUGAUAAUCACAAUAAACCAUUUUUUAUUUGUCAAAAUUCAAUUGAAGUGUAUUUUGGCUAAUUGAAAUAAGCUACUUAAGCUUGUUAAGCUUAAGAAGUUUUGAGAAAUUGGGGCCAGAUCAUAACCUAUACAUAAUGGAAAUGUGAAUACCAUUUACCCUUUUGAAAUGUUUGUUGAGGUAUGUUUGACUGAGAUUGUGUGUCCACCCACUUGCAGUACUGUUGUUUAGUCCUGACAUGUAUUUUGAUAGUUUAUGUUUGUUAUCCCUUCUUGUGUUUUAUAAUGCUUAUAGGAUAUGGUUUUAGUGGACCAAUUGUUUUGCCUCACAGUUUACACGUUUGUAAUCAAAUUCACAUAAUACUGCACAUGAAUUAGGGUUUGAUUGACAAUUUUCUGAAAACUUGAAUACAGACUUUCAUAUUUAUUUUCAUGUCACCAACAAAUUUCAUGACAUAGCAAAGAAACAACACAAUCUCCUUUUUAUACGCCUGGUCAUAGGAGGGGACUUAUUCUAGUUUUACCUGGGGCAUACGGGCAGGCAUGGGGAAUUACCAAAAAUCGGACUUGUCUGAUGAAUUAUUUUAGAAGCCUGCGUCAUCUCAUUACCAAAUUUGGUCAGAAUGUGUAAUGGGAAGAAAAGCAAGGUCAGGUACGACAACCAGCCUUUCGCCUUGUUCACUUUAGAGUUAUGACCCUUGAGUUGGCAGAAAUUGAUUCUAGAUUUGUCUUAAUGUAUAACCACUUGUCACCAAACUUGGUGUCCUAAAAUUAGGAUGAGGGUAUUUUGUGACAGUUGGUGAUCUUUUGAUUAUGGCUUGAUAAUGUUAUACUUUUACAGGAUGUUAAUUCUAAACUAUGUCUGACUAUUUAUUCCAUAUUUAUAAGUCUAGAAAUGACCACUUGUGACGAUCAUGUGUAUUUUUUUCACCUAUUCUGAAAGUAGGUAAGCCAUGAACCAAGUGCAUUCAUUUAAAACAUUCAAAAUAAACAUUUCCAGUUCCUAUUUUGUCCAAUAACAUGCCUUAACAAUAUUCAUAUAUAAUAUUGCAAAGUAUAAAACUGACAUGUUUUAGGGAAAUAAAUGUUAAUCUCAAUAUUAUAAACAAAAAUAUUUGGAAAGAAAUCAGUAUUUUAAAAUUAGUUGUGUUCAUUUAAUAUCUGGUAUUUCUGCUUUGUUAAACAAUCGUGAGACAAUUACCAUGUUAUUUUGUAUGUUUGCAUUCUGCAUAGGUUAAUUAUGUUGUCCCUUGUCCAGUCACGGCAUACACCAAUGUAUCAGUGAGUAUUCUUUAAGAUCUGCAUUGAAAUAUACAUGAUUUCUUUUCAAUGCACCUCGGUAGUUUGAAACUAUAGAAUUAUGUAGAUAACACUAACAUUAACAGCUUGCACAGUCACAUUGUUACUUUAUACAAUGGGAGUUGGUAUCUAACUAAACAUUUUAUCUUGCCAGGAGAUCCUAUAUGCUGUACAAUGCAGUUUGCUCAUUUAUUAUCCACCUAUAUACGCUGUAUAUAUCCAUGUUAUUAAAGUGUUUGUUUUAUUAACGUCAUGUGCAUACAUGUAAAAACGC